Molecule: messenger RNA, 2029 nt
Organism: Selaginella moellendorffii
Lineage: Eukaryota; Viridiplantae; Streptophyta; Lycopodiopsida; Selaginellales; Selaginellaceae
Product: L-gulonolactone oxidase 3
Exons: 2
Coding region: 139-1983 (614 amino acids)
Cellular component (GO): membrane
Molecular function (GO): FAD binding; D-arabinono-1,4-lactone oxidase activity
Source: RefSeq, a predicted model, not a curated record
GAUUACUUACUACUUCGGGGAUAGUCGACGACCAGUAUCUAACUACAGAAGCACCUUUCUGGACGCAGAAGGAAAUGAUGCCGGGCUGGGAAAAAAAGAAGCUCCACUCAGAAGCACAUCAGGAGCACAGUGGUUCAGAUGAUGAUGACAGGAUCAGACAGCAGAAACUUGCUUCAAGCACACUCAGCUCAGCUCAAGUCCAAGUUCGUCAUCCUCAGCGCUCGCUUCUCGAGUUCUAUGGAUGCGUGCAAGCUCUGGUUGAUCGCUUCGAGUCUUGUACACUGGCUGUUGCUCUUCAAGAUGAGUCACGGGACGCCGCUGCCGCCAGUUCGCUGCUUGGCCGACGGGAGUUUCAACUGCACUGUGUCUGGGACGUAUGGGACGUGGCCCGAUCGCUCACCAUGUAGAGCCGCGCGAGCUUUGUUCCCUGCUUCGGAGGAAGAGCUUGUCACUGCUGUGGCCUUUGGAUCUCGGAACAAGAUGAAGAUGAAAGUUGUAAGUAAAUCUUCUCACAGCAUGACCAAGCUCGUCUGUCCCGGGGGUGACGAAGGUCUCAUCAUCAGCACGCAGAAACUCAACCGGAUUGUUCAAGUGGAUCCAUCUACAAAGACCGUCGUUGUAGAUUCGGGGGUUCAGCUCCAGGACUUGGUGGACAGCGUUGCUAGAUUCGGGCUCUCGCUGCCGCAUUCUCCCUACUGGAACGGGCUUUCCAUUGGAGGAGUGAUAAGCACGGGAGCUCAUGGGAGUUCUCUGUUCGGGAAGGGAUCUGCAGUUCACGAGUACGUCAUCGCCAUGAGGCUGAUAGUUCCGUCUCCUUCGGCCGAGGAAGGAUACGCCAGAGUAAUCAACGUAACAAGUGAGGCGAUGCUCAACGCUGCAAGAGUAUCGCUUGGAGUUUUAGGCGUCGUCUCGCAAGCCACGCUCGCUCUAGAGCCGCUCUUCAAGAGGUCCGUCCGAAUCCAGCAGAAAGCCGAUGCAAGCCUGGAGGAUGAGAUUGUAGAGCAUGGCAGGAUGGCCGAGUUUGGAGACGUUGCCUGGUAUCCGUCGCAAAAGACAGCUCUCUUCCGGAUUGAUAACCGAGUUCCGGUGGACACACCAGGAGAGGGAGUGAACGAGUUUCUUGGUUUCAGGCCCGAAGCAACUGCACUGCUAAGAAUGCUGAGGAUGUCUGAGGAGCUUUACGAAGCCACCAACAAUCCGGCCGGUAAAUGCACCAUGUCCACGCUCCAGGUCGACACUCUAGUCAUGGCCGGAAUGGGAUUCAAGAACCAGCUGCAAAAGUUCACCGGAUAUCCUGUCAUUGGCUUCCAGAACAAAAUCCAGACAACCGGUACCUGUGAGAACGUCCUGGAUCAACACCACUUCUGUCCGUGGGAUCCCCAAGCACACGGCUUGUUCUUCCACCAGACAACCGUUUCCAUAUCGCUGGACAGGAUCAGAGACUUCAUUGUGGACGUGAAGAAGCUGCGGGACAUGAAUCCGAGCGCCUUCUGCGGCGCCGAGCUCUAUUAUGGCGUGCUGCUGCGAUACGUGAGAGGAUCCAGGGCCUUCCUGGGAAAAUCUGAGGACUCGGUGGACGUCGACAUCACUUACUAUCGAUCCAGGGACGCACACACUCCCAGGCUGAAUCAAGACGUCUACGAGGAAAUCGAGCAGCUGGCCGUGUUUAAGUACCGUGGUCAGUCGCACUGGGGGAAGAACCGCAACGUUGCUUUCAUAGGAGCGGCUGAAAAGUAUCCAGGCCUCACCACCUUCUUGCAAGUGAGGCAAAGCCUUGAUCCCGAGGGGCUCUUCUCCAGCGAGUGGUCGGACUCCAUGCUUGGAUUGAGCUCCAGCGGCGUGGCCAAUAGCCAGGCAAAGCACUGCGCGCUCGAGGGACUUUGCCUGUGCUCCUCGGACGAGCACUGUGCACCCGAGAAGAAGUACUACUGCCGUCCCGGGAGAGUUUUUGCAAAUGCCAGAGUUUGCCGCAAGGGAAGCUAAGCAAGUAUGGUUCUUGAAGUUGAAAACAUAACUCCUUUUUUGUAGA